UCCGGCGGCAGCGGCGAUCGGGCGUCGGGUGACGCCAGGCGGACGAGUCGUCACGUGACACGGAAGUGACUACGAACAGGAAGAGGACGAAAAAAAUAACCGUCCGCGACGCUGAGCCGAACCGGACCCGCAGCCACGAUGAACAGCAAAGGUCAAUAUCCAACGCAGCCAACCUACCCUGUGCAGCCUCCGGGGAAUCCAGUGUAUCCUCAGACCUUGCAUCUUCCUCAGGCUCCACCAUAUACUGAUGCUCCACCUGCCUACUCAGAGCUCUAUCGUCCGAGCUUUGUGCACCCAGGGGCUGCCACAGUCCCCACCAUGUCAGCUGCAUUUCCUGGCGCCUCACUGUAUCUUCCCAUGGCCCAGUCUGUGGCUGUUGGACCUUUAGGUUCCACAAUCCCCAUGGCUUAUUAUCCAGUUGGUCCCAUCUAUCCACCUGGUUCAACAGUGCUGGUGGAUGGAGGGUAUGAUGCAGGUGCCAGAUUUGGAGCUGGGACUGCUGCUGGCAACAUUCCUCCUCCACCCCCUGGAUGCCCUCCCAAUGCUGCUCAGCUUGCAGUCAUGCAGGGAGCCAAUGUCCUUGUAACUCAGCGGAAGGGAAACUUCUUCAUGGGUGGCUCAGAUGGUGGCUACACCAUCUGGUGAAGAACCAAGGCCACCUCUGUGCCGGGAAAGACAUCACAUACCUUCAGCACUUCUCACAAUGUAACUGCUUUAGUCAUAUUAACCUGAAGUUGCAGUUUAGACACAUGUUGUUGGGGUGUCUUUCUGGUGCCCAAACUUUCAGGCA
This is a messenger RNA of Equus quagga, 790 nucleotides long. It is a transcript of the gene DAZAP2, whose product is annotated as DAZ associated protein 2. Bases 139 to 645 code for a protein of 168 amino acids. Lineage: Eukaryota; Metazoa; Chordata; Mammalia; Perissodactyla; Equidae. The transcript is spliced from 4 exons. The record is from RefSeq and is a predicted model, not a curated record.